Girardinichthys multiradiatus is the source of this 3558-nucleotide messenger RNA. It is a transcript of the gene tespa1, whose product is annotated as thymocyte expressed, positive selection associated 1. The transcript has 14 exons. Bases 428 to 2431 code for a protein of 667 amino acids. NCBI's taxonomy places the organism in Eukaryota, Metazoa, Chordata, Actinopteri, Cyprinodontiformes, Goodeidae. Gene Ontology annotation, molecular function: signaling receptor binding. The record is from RefSeq and is a predicted model, not a curated record.
GUGCCGCAGCUGCGUCCCACGCCACGCUGAUAACUUCAGGCUGUCAAAUGAGAUGUAAAGUCACUUCCUCAGACGCGCCACCGCCAGGCGAUGAUCCGCUUAAACCUGCCCGCGCUGAGCACAGACAAGCUUCGGUGGAAAUCAGCUCGAACCCCGCUUAGUUAUCUCUGGCUCCAUCUCUGAUAGAGCCCGGCCGGCGCACUGAGUGGACGCUAUUUCAAAAGGCCGCUAAAGGGCCGCUCCUACAGUCAGUUAUCUGCCUCAUUGAGUCCGGUUCAACAGGAAACCUGAGAAAGUUCGCCUCUGACAGAACUGAAACCUGCAGCGUGCAUGAAGCCUUGGCCUUUGUUUCAAGGAGAUAUCAUCAGACUUUCCAAAAAAGCGUUUUGAACCCAUCAUGCUUUGCAGCUGUUUGUGAAUUGAGGAGAUGGAUAGGUCAUCGUCCACUGUUAGGCGACGAGCCUGGAUCAACAGCAGCCGACAGUGGCCGACUGUGGAGGACCCCAAGGGUCCGCUGUCUAACAUCGCAGCCUCUGCCUCCAUAGCAGAUGAUGAUGAUGUCUUUUCGGAUGCUGGCUUUACUGGAAAGAUUGAGAACUGGCUCCUACGUUGUGGAUCGGAUGUCUGCUUGGAGAAUUGCGGCCAGCUAAGUUUUGAGUCUGCACUGCAAGCUAACACCCUUUCUGAUGACCUGAGUCUUGGAGCUGAUGCUUUAGUUGUAAACUUUGGAGAAACUACAAAUAACCGUGGACACCCUUCCCUGAUAAAACAGCAAAGCAGAAUCAGCAGCAGUACUCCUCGACAGAAACUAUGCCCGCCGUCACUGAACCUGGGCCACAGCAUGGCCUCCAGCUGCCUUUCCUCCUCCACUUGGAAAACAGUGUCAAGUGUGUCAGAGGUUCUGCAGAUGUGUUCAGAGGAUGCGGAGGAGACUCUAUACGAGCUGGGUUUUGGCUGUGAAGAACCUCAGGUCACUGUACGCAUCCCUCCUCGAUUCUUCACCUUUCCCUCUCAGGCUCAGGGCAUAAACUUCCGCCUCUUCCUGGAUGCCCAGAUCCGGCGAAUAAGAGAGGAAGACCCCAGCCUUUCACUUGCUAGUCGUUUCAGACAAGUCCAAGUGCUCACAGCCAUGGCCAAUGCUUUCUAUUCCCUCUACUCCCAUGUGUCCCGGACUCCUCUCCAGAAACUGGCCACGCCGGAGUUUAGUUUCUCAUCUCCGGUGGAGAGGAUUGAACGGUUUAGGACCAGUAUUCGAAGCGAGCCUCGCUCUCCGGUAGAGAGGCUGAAGGACACCGUGAACAAGAUGUGCCUCUACACCGGCUCCCCUCGUGGGUCAGACUCCACCUCUCCACAGCCCUCACCCAGAAAGAGGUCCAGUCUUCCUGAAGUGGUGGAUAUAAUGCUGAAAUCCAAGGCUGGGAGUGCCAAGAAGCUGGAAUUAGGGGAACAUGACAGGUGUGGAUCAUGUGGGGAUUUUACACUGCUAACAGAUGGUGGAGAUAUGGAGCAAACACAGCAGGCUGCAGAGGACACAGACAUUUAUCAGGAGGGAAAUAAAAUCGGCCAUGAGGAGACAGUGGACAAUGAACAAGCAGAUAAUACUGAUUAUGUCAGACAAGCAGAUGGUGUAAGAACAUCUCUAACGUCAUCGAUAUCAGGAGAAACUGUGAUAGAAACAGAAACUCUGGUAGCUUCAGAUCAGCCAGAACUGGACUCAUGUUUGACACCAAAUAACACAAGGACAAGUGAGCUAAGUCCUGGCGCCAAAGUUACAUUUGAUUUAAUCUGCCCACAAAUAGUGGAGAGUGUACAUCAAGCUCCGUUCUGCUGUCAGAACAAAAACCACUUCCUUCUUAUCUCUGGGACAGAAAGUAGAGAUAGAUUAUGCUCUCCAUCACACAAACCUACUCUACAAACCCUUACCUCUGAGCCUAAUGAAGACUCACACCCUGCCUCUUCUAGAAAGGCCCUACAGGUGGAUGGAUCCGGAUCACCUCCGGUUCUGAAGUCUAGCGGGAGUUACGGUCACUGCUGCAUCACUGUGACUGGCUGGGAAGAAGAGGAUGUGUCCUUGUCUUCCAUGAACUCUGCAGAUUCCUGCCAUGCUCCACCUGCCUCAUCCACACGGACACCUGUAGAGCCAUUUAAUGAGGAAGAGGGACAGUACCUAAACCCCCUAACACAUCCGGGCCCUGGCAAAUUCUCCAGUAACCGUCAGCAGGUCAACUCAUUUGAGCUAGAGGAGGUGCAUAGCGCAGGAGAGGAUGAUUUUGGACAACCAGAAGCUAUGAGAACAGUCACUUCGUCACUCUGCAAAAAACAUUCAUACAAAGGUGAAGUGGUCCGGGGCGACAGCAUGCAGUCCGACAGCAGCGGCUACGCAGAUGAAGAAGUCAGCCCCUCACCAGACAGACACAGCAGGUCAUUGUGAACUCUUUGCGAUGAGCUGGACCAGACUCCUGAGUGACUGUGUACUCUGGCAGACGCCAUCCUUUCUGCACCACCAACUCCUGGCACAGAAGACAGAACAAAAUGACAAACUAUAAACCAAAAGUGCAUCUUAAAAAAGUCAAGCACCAGUGAAAAGUUUAUUUAGUUCAGUAAUUUAAUUAAAAAAGUGAAACUCAUAUCUUAGAGAUUGAAUGUACAGUUUCAUUUAGAUAAUUAGAAUAUUACAUGAGACCAGAAGGCCAAGGAUAUUUAAUACAGAAAUGUUAUGAUCAUGUUUUAGCCUACACAAUCGUAGAGAACACUGGUGACUUGGUUCCCACCCUCUUUUACUGAGUGCUCCCUUUCUUGCACAAAAAACAAAAACUAAUUAUAUGCUCCCCCUUGCAAACAUACCCUACGUGCGUAUUCAUGUUUGCACACAUAUACAUGAGUGUGAGAAAAAGGAAAAGAAAAACAGCUGUCCAGCAGACAAUAAUAGUCUCCGUUCACAAGGAGGACAAGCCACAGUAGGUCAUUGCUGAAGAAGUUGGCUGUUCACAGAGUGCUGUAUCCAAACAUAUGAGUGGAAAGUUGAGCGAAAGGAAAAAAUGUGAUAGAAAAAUAAAAAGAACAACCAAUUAGGGCUGCAUGAUUUUAGAAAAACAGACAAUAAAGUUGGUGAAUGUCAUGAUGAUUGUAUGACUUGGGAUUAAACAUCAAAUAUUUAACAGUGUUAGUAUCUUUCAACUCUAGGUUUACUGCAAACAUAACCAACAUGUAGUUUCUUAAUGACUACCACAUGACUUUAUGCUACAUUAUAAAGCAAUCACCAAAUAUGUUCUAAGCAUGGAAGGCUAGAUCCAGGGUACUUAAGUAGUUAGCUAUUAUUUAUUCCAGUCCAAGCAGUUCUUCGCCAUAUGCAUUUUGCGUACAGUAAUAUCGCAACAAUACAUUUGCUAUACAUUGUGCUGUUAAAUUUUUUGUUUUUCUUCCUUCACUUUCCAUUAUUAUGUUUGGAUACAGCACUCUGAAAGGCUUUUCUUCUUUGGCCUUUUGUAGGUCUCUGACAGACAACCCGUGACUCGUAGUUCAUACCAUGACAGCUCUGUAUUAAAAACUACUUUUUUU